This is a messenger RNA of Sciurus carolinensis (gray squirrel), 4376 nucleotides long. RefSeq names its product MLLT1 super elongation complex subunit (gene Mllt1). The record is from RefSeq and is a predicted model, not a curated record. The transcript is spliced from 12 exons. Gene Ontology annotation, biological process: regulation of DNA-templated transcription. Bases 407 to 1981 code for a protein of 524 amino acids. Gene Ontology annotation, cellular component: super elongation complex. NCBI's taxonomy places the organism in Eukaryota, Metazoa, Chordata, Mammalia, Rodentia, Sciuridae.
UUAAAAAAUUCAGUCUCUCAGUCACUCCAGUCACCCUUUUGAGUACCUAGUAACUACCACACUGAGUUGCCAGCCACCUUGUGCAGCUGUACAGAGAGGACAUUUCCAUCCGUGUAGAAAGUUCCACUGGGCAGCACUGGUCUUGAUGGGUGCGAAAGUAUCUGUAAGUGAAACCAGCCCCUGAGGGAAGGAUGAGGGUCUGCAGUCUGGUUGGCCUUUCCUGCCAUGCUUUCAUGCAGAUUUGGAAGAGACUGGAGAGCUGUAGCCCCAUCUCUUGACAGUGAGACCCCUGGGGAGGCUGAAGAAUGGUGUCACUAAGUAGUGCACUGUCCAGGUGAAGUUAGAGCUGGGGCACCGUGCCCAACUGCGCAAGAAGCCCACCACGGAGGGGUUCACCCACGACUGGAUGGUGUUUGUUCGUGGCCCAGAGCAAUGUGAAAUCCAGCACUUCGUGGAGAAGGUGAUCUUCCGGCUGCACGACAGCUUCCCCAAACCCAAACGUGUGUGCAAGGAGCCCCCCUACAAAGUGGAGGAGUCGGGGUACGCUGGCUUCAUCAUGCCCAUCGAGGUGUACUUCAAAAACAAGGAGGAGCCGAGGAAGGUGUGCUUCACCUACGACCUGUUCCUGAACCUGGAGGGUAACCCGCCUGUGAACCACCUGCGCUGUGAGAAACUCACCUUCAACAACCCCACCACUGAGUUCCGGUACAAGCUCCUGAUGGCUGGCGGGGUGAUGGUAAUGCCCGAAGGAGCAGAAACGGUGUCCAGGCCCAGCCCUGACUACCCCAUGUUACCCACAAUUCCACUCUCUGCCUUCUCUGACCCCAAGAAGACCAAACCAUCCCACGGCUCCAAGGAUGCCAACAAGGAAAGUAGCAAGGCCCCCAAGCCACACAAGGUGACCAAGGAGCACCGAGAACGGCCCCGCAAGGACUCGGAGAGCAAGAGCUCCUCCAAGGAGCUGGAGCGUGAGCAGGCCAAGGGCUCCAAGGAGGCUGCACGAAAGCUGGGCGAGGGCCGGCUGCCCAAGGAAGAGAAGGCCCCGCCCCCCAAGGCCGCAUUCAAGGAGCCCAAGAUGGCCCUGAAGGAGACCAAGCUGGAGAGCAUGUCCCCCAAGGGGGCACCCCAGCCCCCAGUCCUGCCCAAGGCUUCCAGCAAGCGGCCGGCUGCCGCGGACUCCCCAAAGCCCAGUGCCAAAAAGCAGAAGAAGAGCAGCUCAAAGGGGUCCCGGGGCGCCCCUAGCACCUCGCCCCGCACGUCGUCUUCCUCUUUCCCGGACAAGAAGCCACCCAAGGAUAAAAGCAGUACCAAAGGGGAGAAGAUGAAAGCCGAGAGCGAGUCCAGGGAGGCCAAGAAGGCCCUGGAGGUGGAGGAGUCCAACUCAGACGACGAGGCCUCCUUCAAAUCAGAGUCCGCCCAGUCCAGCCCGUCUAACUCCAGCUCCAGCUCGGACUCCAGCUCGGACUCGGAUUUUGAGCCCUCUCAGAAUCACAGCCAAGGACCCCUGCGCUCCAUGGUAGAGGACCUGCAGUCUGAGGAGUCCGACGAGGACGACUCUUCAUCAGGAGAGGAGGCAACCGUGAAGGCAAACCCAGGCCGGGAUUCCAGGCUGAGUUUCAGUGACAGCGAGAGCGACAACAGCGCUGACUCCUGCCUGCCUGGUCGUGAGCCCCCGCCCCCUCAGAAGCCCCCCCCACCCAACAGCAAGGCGUCAGGCCGGAGGAGCCCCGAGCCCUGCAGCAAGCCAGAGAAGAUCCUGAAGAAGGGCACCUACGACAAGGCCUACACGGACGAGCUGGUGGAGCUGCACCGGAGGCUGAUGGCACUGCGGGAGCGCAACGUGCUGCAGCAGAUCGUGAACCUGAUUGAGGAGACUGGCCACUUCAACGUCACCAACACCACCUUUGACUUUGAUCUCUUCUCUCUGGAUGAGACGACCGUCCGCAAGCUGCAGAGCUACCUGGAGGCCGUGGCCACAUGACCCUGGGCCAGCUGCCAGGCCCCCACCUCCAGGGUCCUGGGAGGCCAGGUCCAGGCCCCGCCUGCCCUCCUCUCUCUCAACCUGCCCGCCCGCAGCACUGCCUUAGUGACCGCCCUGCCCUCGGCCCUCACAGCCAGCUGCACUUUUCUGGGGGGCUUCCAGCCUGCCACCCACCACCCUGUUGGGAGCCUGGGGCCCGGGCGUCAGGCCAGUGCUGCGGCUCCCAGCCUCAUGUGCACCGUCACCGGGGCUCCCCUCGGAAAGCGGUUUAUGUUGAAGGCAGCGCCGGGCCUCGUUCCUGAAAGAGGAAGAAACUUCCAUGGAACAUGUGUGACUGAGGGGCCCUUGUCCAACCUUGGGACCAGCCCCCUGAACAAAUGGUGGCUCUGUCCCCAGCUCCAUGGGGGCUGUGUGCCACCGUUUCUCUGCCUGGGCCUCUCUGAGCAGCUGGGGCCACCUCCUCAGCCUGCCUGGGGCUUGGGAAGGCUCCGUCUGUGUCUGCGUCAGGCUGGGCCACGCUGCCCUCCGUGCCAGCCGGCACUGCGUCCUGUUGGGCCCUCACUGUGCCAGGCCUGCGUGCCGUGCAGCUCUAUGUAUAGUAUAUAUAUGUGCGCGCUGUGUGUCCGGAAGCCAUUUCCGGUGUGCAUUUCUGUGGCCGCGGUGCACAUGGGGGUGGGGGGAAGGUGGGCUUAUAGGUUAAGAUGUCUCUGUGGGUUCUUCUUGUCAGUGGCCUCCCAGGGCAUGGAGGAACCCUCCCUUUGUGGGUCCAAGGAUGCCACUGCCUCCUGCUGGGGCUCCCAGGGCCAGUGAAGGUGACCACAGGGCGGCCAGUCCUCAGGGCACUGGAGGAGCCGCCCCCCACUGGCAGCUCCUCAGGUGAGCACCCAGUCUCUGGGGUCAGACACUUGAGCCCCUGGGGUUGCUCCUCCUGUAGGAUCCUCUUCCUCCCCUUCUGUCAAUCUAGUCUUCGAACUUGGAAAAAAAAUGAGCUUUUGCCAAAUAAGACGGGAUAGUCUGUGGUUUGGAGGUGCAUGUGCACUCAGCCCGCGGCUGGGGUGUGGGCCCUGCCGGGCACAGGCCUCGGGCUCCUCUCUUCCAGCGGCUGCCUCCAGGGCUGCGAUCACGCUGGGCGCAGCCCGGAAGCUGAACUGUGCGCCUGGGAUUCUCUGAGGACCGAGCCAGUGUCCUCUCCCCGGCCCCUGCUCCCGGCGCAGGAGCCCUCGUAGUCAGCCAACUCCGCCACACCACACCCCCAGCUGUAGAGUCUGUUCCCGUGUCGCACCCUGACCACGACGUGUGAAAGGGGACUGGGGCUGGGGUGGGCCCCUGGUUCUCCAGCCGCUGGUGGCUGUCUCCUCCUCGCCUACUGAUGUUCAGAUGCAGGAGGCGCCGGGGUCCCUCGUCUUGUCCUUGCUCUGAGUCUGCCUGUCGGGCAGAUCUGAACACUCCUUGGGGGGACCCCAGCUCCCGCUCUCCUGGGGAGCUCCCCACAUUCUCGGGGAAAGACCUGAGAACUCAGAGGAAGCCUCAGUGCUGACUCCCCUGCGCUCACUGUCCCGCCCACUGCCUUCAGGAGGAGGGCAGGCCAACAAUACUCCACAGUGGGAGGCCUCCUCCUCUGGGAACCUCCAAGAUGUGGACAGGACAGACUGGCCCGCACGGGCUACCGGGAGGAUGGCAGCUGUUCAGCUCUGCGCAGAGGCGGCCAGGUCACUGGUGGGCCCUCCGCCCAGGGGCUGUUCCUUCUCCUUUGUGGAGAUUGGCCGGUUCACAUAGCAACUUGGGAAGCCCACUGCUCUGCCAGAGGGGGCGGACUUCUGCCUGCCCCCACAGCAGUGUCCAGUCCUUUCUGCAGUUCCGUGGCCUCUGGUAGCUCUGACCCAUUUCUCAGUUACCUCCUCUGACCGGAAGCCUCGCCACUGUCCUCCAGAGCUGCUCUGGGCCGGCUGGUGGCCACUGGUGGAGGUGCCGGGCAGCCAGGGCCUGACUGCAGGGUUCCCGCGGCUCCUGCCCCCGCUGGGCCCCGGGGCACCUCGACAGGAAGGGGCCCAGCGCUCUGACUGCCGCGCGUCUUGUGUUCAGCCACCUGCCCUGGUGCAGAUCCCUGUGUUUCACUUUCCUGAGCAAAAUGUAAACCGGCGCCGGAUGGCGGGAGGGUCGAAGCCCUUCUCACCCUGAGGGUUUCCACCAGACUGUCCUGAGGAACCCAGGAACUAAGGAACUGGGACACUCCAUCGGCCUGAGACCAACUCCUGGGAAAAAGAAAUGAGAAUUGUGUUUGUAACGAGUUACAGGAUUGUUUCUGUCCUGAAUUUUAAACUUUUUUUUUGUUAAAUUGUGAAAUUAUGGAGGAGUUUUAUAGAAAAAAGGUGGAAUAAAGUCAGACGGGAAAGCA